Molecule: messenger RNA, 1376 nt
Organism: Tripterygium wilfordii
Lineage: Eukaryota; Viridiplantae; Streptophyta; Magnoliopsida; Celastrales; Celastraceae
Product: palmitoyl-protein thioesterase 1-like
Exons: 12
Coding region: 189-1220 (343 amino acids)
Cellular component (GO): intracellular membrane-bounded organelle
Molecular function (GO): thiolester hydrolase activity
Source: RefSeq, a predicted model, not a curated record
AGGUGAUUUGUGGCGUCAAUGUCCCCAUCUGUCAAAACCAGUCUCUCUCCUUGUAGGCAAGUUGAUCGAUCGUUCAUCGUGCGUACAAAACAAUUGGAAGCCCAGAAUCACAGUAACCAUAAAAGUUACAACUGCUGUUGCUAUUGAACUAGAAAACUAGUCUCCUUUUGAUUCUAUCUCCAACAAAAAUGGCUUCUUUGCCAAGAACAACAGUAUCCCUUAUCACCACGUUCAUCUUCGUUUACAGUUUCAUCAGCCCUGUAGCCUUCUCCGUCCCUUUCGUAGUUCUGCACGGCAUUGGCGAUAAAUGCACUAAUCGAGGACUCACACAUUUCACUGAGUUUCUAAGCAAUUUGUCUGGUUCUGAAGGAUAUUGCAUAGAAAUUGGAGAUGGAUCAUGGGAUUCUUGGACCAUGCCCCUUCUCCAGCAGACUGAGAUUGCGUGUAAGCAGGUGAAGAAAAUCAGUGAAUUAAGUGACGGGUACAACAUAGUUGGACUUUCACAGGGUAACCUGAUUGGUCGUGGGUUAAUUGAAUUGUGUGAUGGAGGACCGCUGGUUAAGAAUUUCGUAUCACUGGGAGGUCCUCAUGCAGGCACUGCUUCAAUUCCAUUUUGUGGAUCUGGGUUUAUUUGCAUACUCGUGGACACAUUGAUAAAGUUAGAGAUCUAUAGCAGCUAUGUUCAGGAACACUUAGCUCCAAGUGGUUAUCUUAAAAUCCCAACAGAUAUUUCGAACUAUAUCGAAGGAUGCAAGUUUCUACCAAAGCUUAAUAAUGAAGUCAUUUCAGAGAGAAACUCCACUUAUAAGGAACGGCUUGUUGGCAUAGAGAAUUUAGUGCUUAUCAUGUUUGAGCAGGAUACAAUUUUAAUACCUAAGGAAACUGCCUGGUUUGGAUACUAUCCGGAUGGAGCCUUUACUCCUGUUUUACCUGUAAAAGAGACGAAACUCUACAAAGAGGAUUGGAUUGGUUUGAGAACCCUAGACGAAGCUGGGAAAGUUAAAUUUGUAAACGUCACAGGGAAUCAUCUCGAUAUCUCUAAUGACGAUAUGAAGAAGUAUGUUGUACCUUACUUGGUAGAUCAAGCACCAGCACCCUCAACCCAGUCGAUGCCAACGACAAAAUCUUCAUCCUACGUAUCACUUUCAUCUAUCUGGAGAUUUCUCGCCAAGCUCACCGAUCUCAUUGGGGAUCAACCUUGGUUGCAUGAUGUGUACUAACUUAAGUACCAAUAUUUCUGUGUGUUGAAAAAAAACAUAUUUUCGAUUCGUUGUGCCAUUAUGCGUGAUGGAUUUUCACAGGACGAAUAUACAAUGUGCGAGAACAAUUGGUUUCACAGCCAUUGUGUUAAUCUAUGAGUGUGUUCUGUUGGCUUA